CCUGGCAACCCGUUUUACGCUGAUUACGUAAGACGUCACAUAAAGCCCCGCCCUCGCGGCUCCGUCUUCCAGUCUCAGGUUGUUGCGUAUCACUGCGCUCGAGUCGGGCACAGCCGGAGAAACUGGGAAAAUGGGGGUGAAAAUUAGAGUUGAAUACUGCGGCGGAUGAGGGUACGGACCCCGCUAUCAGGAGCUCGCCUCAACCGUCAAGGGGGAGUUUCCCGAAGCGGAAGUGUCAGGCUUCGUGGGAAGAAGCGGCAGCUUUGAAAUCGAAAUCAACGGGCAGCUGAUCUUCUCCAAGCUUGAGCUGGGAGGAUUCCCUUAUGAGGAUGACAUCCUGAAUGCAGUCCAGAAUGCACACGACGGGAAACCUGUGGCGAAGAUCACUAAAAGCCGGGCGCCGUGUGUCAUCAUGUAGAUCUCUAGCUGCAUCAUUAGAGGCUCCCUCAGGGCCUUCUCACCCACAUCCUGAGGGGAUGCAGCUGUUUUCUUACUGAUGCAGGUCUGUCUCCAUCCUACCCUGCCUCGUGGCUCCUCUCUCUGCCCUCACCGGGUCCUUCAGACUGUUAAUGACUACUUUAUCCUAAAAUCAUAAAGGUUAUGGUAUGAUGCACUCAGUCCUGGACUUCAUCGGGGACAGAGAUAGGGAGAACUUGUUGCAAGUAGGUUGAUGUAAAGAUGCUUUUGUUUUGAAAUUCUGCUCCAUUGAUUUUUGUAUAUGGGUACAUUUGUGAUGAGUUGCACAACUUUCAAUAAUUUGACUUCUAAACAACCUAAGGAACUCUACCAAGUCUGCUUCAUCCUUUAUAUUUAAGUAGUAGUUAAUUGAACAUACACAAAUGAUCAAACUCUUAUUCUGAAAGUUGUUUGAAGCACUUUACCCAAAUAAAGGCAAUGGUUCUUUCA
This is a messenger RNA of Oryzias melastigma (Indian medaka), 906 nucleotides long. RefSeq names its product migration and invasion enhancer 1. Lineage: Eukaryota; Metazoa; Chordata; Actinopteri; Beloniformes; Adrianichthyidae. The record is from RefSeq and is a predicted model, not a curated record. The transcript has 4 exons. Gene Ontology annotation, biological process: positive regulation of filopodium assembly; negative regulation of apoptotic process.